Molecule: messenger RNA, 1979 nt
Organism: Megalobrama amblycephala (Wuchang bream)
Lineage: Eukaryota; Metazoa; Chordata; Actinopteri; Cypriniformes; Xenocyprididae
Gene: ptcd2
Product: pentatricopeptide repeat domain 2
Exons: 11
Coding region: 626-1768 (380 amino acids)
Biological process (GO): regulation of mRNA processing; multicellular organism development; mitochondrion organization
Cellular component (GO): mitochondrion
Molecular function (GO): RNA binding; protein binding
Source: RefSeq, a predicted model, not a curated record
AGAUGAGCAAGGGAAGCAAAGGCACACAUUUAGUUUUUUUUUUUUUUUGCUCUCCACUAAUAGCUCCUUUUUUAAAUAAUACCAUACAACAUCACUACAGAGUACAGACAGAAAGACGCUGUUAGUGUAUCUAGGGAAUCUAUAUAUCUCUGUCUCAAACCAAUGGAUUAUUACAACGUAGCAGUGCUCAUAAAGCAACCAUUGAAACAUUUUAAAUCAGGGAGAGUCAAAAUAGGCUACUUUGUCUGUCAUUUAACUUGCAAUUGAACAAAGUAAUAAAGAACAGUCUAGAAACUCUGCUGAAGAAGGUUUAAACCAGUCUACAAUACUAGUUUUAGCCAGUCACACUCACAGCUUAGUGAAGCUGGUCUGUUGGGUGGUUUUAGAGGUGUACUUUUCAGGGAGACCUGCUAAGGCUGUUUUUAGCAGGGAAGACACAAGACAUUGUAUUAUUUUUGUAUUUCUUCGUCAAACUUGCUAUUGGAUUCGUUUAUUUAAUUCAAAAACAAAAGUAUUCAUUUAUUAUUAUCCCAAAGGAGUGUUUAGUUUGUGAUCAACAGCGCCAUCUGCUGAUUCAAACUAUAUGAUAAGAGUGCACAAUGUGACUGCGUGAGUUCAGGCAGACAUGGCGUUGAGAGGACUGAGCGCCUGUGCUCGUAUUAUACUGACCGAUGCGUCCAGAGCAGCAGUAGGAGCCCUGCAGUCAGACUGUUUAAGAUGUCGACAUGGAGCCAAACGUCAUCUCUUGUCUGAAGAUGUGGUGAAGCUGCAGGAUUUUCAGCAGAAGAAAAUUGCUGUUGCCCACAGAGUCUCCGGAUCAAAAGAUUAUUAUUUUGAUACAAUACAUCAGAAAAUAGAGAAAAAUGAGCUAAUUUUAAAGGAGGAAUUGAAAAUACUUCUGCAUUUAUGCCAGUCUGCUGAAGAUGUUAUUAUGGCAAGAGAUGCCAUUUACAGGUACCAUAAAGAGAAUCGUAACAUGGCAUUUGGGGAAUUCAAGUUUGGCCCUCUUUUCAUGAGGUUAUGCUAUGAGCUGGGUUUAGAGGAGUUGGCAACCACAACUCUGACAGAUCCAGCUCUCAAAGGAUUUUUUCCAGACUCGACAUCCUUUAAUAUUGCCAUUGACAUGCUUUUCACUAAACAAUGCUAUGAAAGUUGCCUGGACGUGGUGGGAGAAAUGAAAAAACAAGGAGUGCCGUUCAACAAGGACACCUUCAUACUAGCCUUUGCUACUUGUUAUAAACUGAACACCUCAAAGUCAUAUCAUAUCUGUUUGACCUUGUUGGAAGAAGGUCAGACAAAAGGCAAUCUCAUCCCUCGACAUGCCUAUUGCUUUGCAACUGCUCUUGCUCUCAAACAGAAUGAUAUAGAGAGAGCCCAGAUAUUCUACUCACAGAUCAUGAGCACGGACAGUCGGCUAUGUCUGAACCUGAGAGUUCUCAUAUUGGCAAUGAAAGGGUCCAUGAAAGAGGCAAUCUCUGCCCUCACAACAGCCCAAGUGUCAAAGACUCCAGUGUUUGUGAAGAAAACAGAGUUCUCUCAGGAAGUGGUUAAUGAAUUGAGGAAGAAGAGUGCUGAUGGGCUGUGGGAGGGACAUGUGGAGCAGGUGCUGAGACAGUUAGAGGAGGCCGGUCAGAUCACCAAAAAGACCCUUGAUGAUUUCUUGUGUCAAACUCCCUCUAGGAAGAGGAGGCCUCUGGGAAUAUUGGAGCAAGAAAGAAACAGCCGAAGGACUUUUAAACAUCUGCAGUCUGCACUACUGUUAGAGUGAAUCCAGCGAGAGUUCAAGACUCUCAGCUUUGUCGUAUUAUAUUACAAGAGUAAAGGUGUAUCCUUGAUCUGCACACACCGAAGACACAGCCCAUUCAUGCUCAGGCUUUGGCAUCAUAUACCUCCUGCUGUUUUAAGCCAGUUACUGUUGUUUUGAGUUGUUGAAAUCAAGUAAGGAAUUGAAUCACUUUAAUAAAGUCAUGUUCCUCUAA